Messenger RNA from Trichobilharzia szidati, 270 nucleotides. The record is from the annotation of a GenBank genome assembly. Lineage: Eukaryota; Metazoa; Platyhelminthes; Trematoda; Strigeidida; Schistosomatidae.
AUGUGUAAUAAUAGACUCGAUGCUUGCGAACUGAUUCUGUCUACACUUUCGAUUAUUCAGAAUGUCAUCUCAAAGACUGAAAAUGAGAGUGAACGUAGAAAUCAUCUGUUAAUACUCCGUGAAUCAUGCUGUCAACUGAUAUCUACCGCGAAAAGACGUUUCUAUAAUUCUCUCUACCCAAAGUCAUAUAUGUCUAGUGGAAAUUUGUUUAAUGAAUACAUUAAUGAAAACUUAGAUAUGGCAUUCAUAGAAGAAAGAAAUAUCAUCUAA